UACGAAAACGUUGCCCGUGUCAAUCUCGACAAAUAUGAAGCGAGUUUAUUUCGAAGACCCCCGAACCCCGUCAAAACAGGACAUAUGCACUCGUAUGGUACGGGAGCGACUCAAGAGGAGGAGAGGAAAGACCCCUCGGAAGAGAAAUGGGACCCAACAGUUUGAUCCGGUUGAGGUAUAUUGUCGUAUUCGCCCCCUGGAAAACCCAGAGGAACCGCUGUGUGUCAAAGUCUUGAAUAACCGUGUUGUAGAGCUGACCCCAUCAGAGCUGUACAUGGGGAGACGCCAAUGGGAUGUGGAAGCAACCGCUGUUAAUAGGAACGGACAAGCCAAGGAGAUACAGUACACGUUCCAGCACAUAUUUGACGAGUACACCUCCCAGAAAGCCAUCUAUGACUACGCGGCCCUACCUCUCGUAGAGGACCUGAUACACGGCAAGAAUGGCCUUCUGUUCACAUACGGCAUCACAUCGUCAGGGAAAACAUACACCAUGACAGGCAGCCCCCAGGACCAGGGUAUUCUGCCAAGAUGUCUGGACGUUCUCUUCAACAGCAUUGAAGGCUACCAGGCCAAGAAAUAUAUGUUCCGGCCAGACAAGAUGAACGGAUUCGAGGUGUGCACAGAGGCCGAUGCCAUGAUGGAACGCCAGAGGAGAGAGAUUCUGCCUGGUCUGACUACACCCAAGACGCCAUCUACCCCCAGACACACUGAGAAGGUUGCAUUUGGCGGCGACAGUGGUCGGAACCGAGACCCGUCCAAAGUUGGCAACAUAGAACAAGACAAUAACUACGGUGUGUUUGUCUCCUACAUCGAGAUCUACAACAACUUUGUCUACGACCUACUUGAGGAACUGCCAUACGACCCAAUCACAGGCUAUAAACCACCACAGUCAAAGAUUCUGCGUACAGACGUGACCGAGAAUAUGUACGUCCACAACUGUGUGGAGGUCGAGGUGAAGAGCCCAGAAGAUGCGUUUGAAAUCCUGUACAAAGGUCAGAAGCGAAGGAAGGUGGCACACACUGCCCUGAAUGCCGAGUCUAGUCGUAGCCACAGUGUGUUCAACAUCCGACUUGUGCAGGCGCCAGUCGACCCAAGAGGAGGGGAUAUUCUUCAGGACCCAGAAUACAUUGUAGUGAGUCAGCUGUCGCUGGUCGACCUGGCGGGGAGUGAGAGAACAAACAGGACGAAGAACUCCGGGGAGAGACUCAAGGAAGCAGGGAACAUCAACCAAAGUUUAAUGGUUCUCAGGAACUGUAUUGAAGCCCUCAGGGAGAAUCAGACAAACGGGACGAGUAAGAUGGUGCCCUACAGGGACUCGAAAGUGACCCACCUGUUCAAGAACUACUUUGAUGGGGAAGGCAAGGUGCGGAUGGUGGUCUGUGUCAACCCCAAGGCUGAGGAAUACGACGAAACAAUACAUGUUAUGAAGUUUGCGGAGAUGACUCAGGAAGUGAUGGUUACUAGGCAACAGCAGGUUCAGUUCAGCGUCCGGAACCAGCAGCUCAAGGAAGCCAUGGCAGAAGCAGAAGCAACUAAAAGUAAAAAGGUAGAGGCUGCCCCCAUGCCUACCCUCGAUUACUGUCUUGGACCCUCGUUCCCACCUUCAGAGCUGCUACAUGCGGGAGAUGACAAGACCCUGUUCACCAUGGACUGUUUCCUGGAGGAGCGGUACAAACGUCGACACACUCUCAUCCUGGACCUCACGCGCAGGGAGGACGACUUCCGUGCGGACUUGGUGGAGAUGGAGCGUGAGCACACGGAGAUGCAGACCAAGCUUGAGGAGCUGGAGGCGAUGAUGACGAAGAAGGACCGCGAACUUCAGAAGCUGGAGACCAAGAACCGACAGCUGGAGAAGAAGAACACCGACCUGACCCGUCGGAACCAGGACCUGGAACGGGAGUCCCAGACUCUUGGACUCAAGCUGCAAGACAAGAACUGGAAGAUACAGGUGGAGAAGACAGAGAAGGAGAAGAUGAAGAACGACUUCCGCACCCGUCUCGACAUGCACAGCCAGCAGUGGGAGAAGAACAUGGAGAAAGAGAGAAGGAAGGUUGCAGUGCAGGCUGGAGCAGAGAUCCAGGAGAGAGAUCGCAAACUGAAGAUGUUGGAGAACAUAGUCAACCAGAACAGUAAACCCAUGGUAACGCCUCGUCGCCCGGCGCCCAAACCCCGCACUUACACCACACCCGGUUACAUCACACCAGCCCGGUCAGACACGGACGUAUCACGGGUUGGUGUGGGAGGCACUGGACGGAUGACCAGAGCCACAGCGGGUGGCGUUGGGUCAGCCAAGUCCAUGUAUAAUCUCAACCAUGUGUCUUCUACAACCAAACCACGGCCACCGGCAUACAACACACGGAAUCAUCGUAGAUCUAAGUCGUCUUCUAAUGCAGAAGUGUGGUUGGAUCACAGACCUAAUGGAGAUGUUGAGAUGGAUUCGGUGCUUCAACCAAAGAUGGGGAAGAAGAGGUCGGUGUCCAAGCUGGAGUUGAAGGACACAAAGGAGGCCUCCAAAUAUGUGCUGACCACUCACGAGAUGGACUCGGAGGGAGAGAUGGCCACGAAGCUGGUCAAGGGUACGGUGAUGCCAACUGCCGGAGGAGGUACGGCUGUUGUGUUUAAUGAUGUUGAGACCUUGCGUCACAGCGCCCCGGGGACAAGGAAGAGGAGGAGUUCGUGUCCACAACCACAGGACUUUGAUGGGGAUUGGACGGACACAGAAACACGGUGCAAUAUUGCCCUUGAAGGACAUGGAAAGCGAAGCAAAGCGUCGGCAGUGUGAUAACAGCUUCCUGUGUAAUGUGUUGUUGCCCGUGGACUGUGAGAGGCCCAGUUGGGGUGGACAAAUAUUGCCUGCCUCAGUUUCAGGCACAGGGCUGUGAAGUGGACACAUGGGAUGGUUUCAUCUGAGAACAAAUGAAAAUGUGCUUAGAAACCGACACAACUCAUUGUGUCGACAUGUGUUAGUUUUAGAAUGUUACAACAUUGUGUUUGGGUGAAAGUGUUACAUUCUAGUAGCAGGGCUUCCUGGUACUUUUAGAUGGGUAAUCCCCUAUUUCAGUCUGACAAUAAUUUAUCUGUGUCUAAUUAAGGUAGGCUAUGACUGACCACAAACAGAUAACUAAUAAUAAAUUUGUGUACAAUAAUUCAAAAGACCUGUUAACAAUUGUGUUUUGUUACCCAAUCAAGGUUAAAUUUCUUUUUCUCAAAUAUUUCACAAAGCGAUCUUCUUGCUAUAACUGUUGUAAGUAUAUCUUAAUACUGGGUGUUAUGGUCGUGUUUCUGCU
Molecule: messenger RNA, 3287 nt
Organism: Haliotis rubra (blacklip abalone)
Lineage: Eukaryota; Metazoa; Mollusca; Gastropoda; Lepetellida; Haliotidae
Product: kinesin-like protein KIF23
Biological process (GO): microtubule-based movement
Cellular component (GO): kinesin complex; nucleus; microtubule
Molecular function (GO): ATP binding; ATP hydrolysis activity; microtubule binding
Source: RefSeq, a predicted model, not a curated record